Messenger RNA from Tetrahymena thermophila SB210, 3507 nucleotides. RefSeq lists its product as hypothetical. The record is from RefSeq and is a predicted model, not a curated record. NCBI's taxonomy places the organism in Eukaryota, Ciliophora, Oligohymenophorea, Hymenostomatida, Tetrahymenidae. The transcript has a single exon.
AUGAAAAACUAGCGUAGCUCUACUCUUUCCAGUCCUUACGAUUCUUAUAUGUAUUCAUAGGAUUCUAUAGAAAUGAAUUCUGCUUAAAUUAAUAACUAUAAAUUAGAUGACUCUCCAUUUUAAAAGUUAAGAGGAUUUUCUUAAAAUCCAUAAAAUAGAAAUAAUAUAGAUCCAAAUAGUAUUCUAAAUACUUCCCCAUUUGCAGAGGGUAAUAGUUUAGUUGGCAUCCCAAUCACGUAUUUAAAUCUUUCUAACAACUCUUCUUAAGCAAACAACAUCUAAGGUGACAAUAAAAAGUAGUUAUAGGAGGCUUAGCAAAAAUUUAUAUAAGGUCAGUUCGCAUAAUCGCAAAUAUUGUUGCCAAAAUCAAAAUAAGUCUUAAAAGACUAUAAAAGCAUAAACAGAAACGAUUAGUAUUCUAAUAUCAAUAAAAUUGAAGAUUCAGGCUCACCCACUGAUAAAAAUAGUGGUUUUGAUACAGGCACGUUUGGUGGGUCAGCUAGAGAGGAUACUUUUAACUUGCAAAUAAGUCACAGAGCAAAUAGCUAAGAUGUUUCUAAGAGUCACAAUAAUUAAUCUUAUGAAUCUCCUUAUUCUAAAAAUAUUUCUACAGAAUAUAAGACAAAUUAGUCUUUUAUAAAUGAAAAUCAGGUAAGCAUAGAUAAAUCAAAGCUGAGCAGCACACAUUUAAGCUAUUUUUCUCCUAGUCCUUUAAAGUAACCCAAGUAAUCAAUGUUGUUUAAUGAACAGGAUAAAUAGCAGCAGCAUUCUAUAGAUUAUAAAUUAUCUUCUCCAUACAAAGAUAAAAUUUACUCUAAAUAGACAGAGAAAUAUCAAGUCAACUAGGACUUACAAAGUAAAGAUUAUUCAAAUGUUAGCAAACAGAUUAACUUAGUUUAAAAUGAAAACAUAAUAAUUCCAAAAGUCCAAUCCUCUUAACCUGCUAAAUAAAAUCAAUCUAUCAACUAUGCUUUGAAUAACACAAGCUAAAUUAGUGAAUAAAAUAACUCUUUUGCCAUUUAAAAUAAUAGCAUAGCUAAUUUAUUAAAUUAAAAUACUUAAAAAAACAAUCUAAACAGUUAAAGUAAAUAUUAAAUUAAUAAAUAAAAAUAUAUAGGAGACAAUUAUAAUUAAUAUAAUAAUUAAAACCCAACAACCAAUAAUAUUUUAUAGAAAUAAAAUUAGUUCAAGGAAGUAAAGUAAUAGUAAAAUAUUUAAGAUAGCAACUUUGAUUAAAAAGCUUCAUAAAUAAGCAAUUAAAUAGAUUAAAAUUAGAGCCAAUAAAAUUUGAGUCAAUUAGUUUUUAAAAAACAAUUCACAUUUUAAAAAUAGUAAACUCUAGAUAGUAAUGAGUCUAAGGACUUUAAUCAAUAGAAUUAGAAUGUAAAUCUCAAUCAGUAGCCAUAAAAAAUAUAGGUUUCAUUAUCUAAAUUUUCAAAUAAUAAUUAAGAAUUCAAUCCAACUGCUAUGCUUACAAAUAUAAGUGAGCACUUUACUACAAAUUAGAGUGCUGUCACACCUUAAAAAUAAUAAUAUGAAAUUCCUUAAAAUAGUAUGAAUGAAUUUUAUGAAUAAAUGUUUCAGUAAAAUGAAGAAUAAGGAAAUCAAUAUAAUACAAAUAAGUAGAAAAAUAGCAAUCUUUAAAUUUAUAUUGAUAAUGAAGAAGAGAAAUACGAAGAAAGUAAAAAGCAUACAAGCAAUUAAAGAAUUCAUUCUUAAUCUGAUGACUUUAAACAAAGCUCAGGACUAUUAAUUUUUGACAAGCUUAAUACUAAUCUGAAAGAAUAAGAGAAGUAAAAUCAAGAUAAUUAAUUCGAUAUUCUCAAGCUUUAGAGUGAGAGGGAUAAUUUAAAAGAAUUUAUUAAAAAUUUGGAAACAAGAAAUAAUUUACUCAAUGAAAGAAUUCAAUUACUCGAAGCUAACUUAUCAAGCUUAAACUCUUAGAAUAUGGAAAAUAUAGAAAAGAUUGUUAGCUUGAAUAAAUAGCUAUCAGAAUAGGAUAGUAAUUUCUAAAAGAAGGAAAAAUUAACCAAAAAUGAAUAAAAUUAACAAUAGAAAGACUUAAUUGAAGCAACUUAAAGAUAAAGUGUGCUCUAAUCUGAAAUUUAAAAGCUGAUACAGAGAGAUUUAGAAUAAGAAAAAAAGAUAUUAGAAUUAACUAAUAAGCUAAAUACUUAGCAACAAUUAAGAAAUGAUUACGAAAAGGCAGUUAAAGAGUAAGAGAUCUUGGUAAAAAAUAAUUAAAAUAGCAUUUAAAUUAUAGAAGCAUAAAAAGUAGAAAUUUAAAAGCUUUAAAAUUUAUUAUCUACUAAAGGUUAAUAAGAAUUUCCUUAAAGCAAUUAAUAGCAAGAAAAAUAUGAGGAAGACAAAAAAAAACUAGAAAAUGAAUGCCAAAAAUUGAUGGAGAGAAAUAAAGUUUUAGAGGAGCAUCUGUCAACUAUGAAAAUUUCUUGCUAAAAACUUGAAUAAGCAAUGGCAGCAAACUGUAAUUCAACUAAAGGAUGGCUUGAAAAAUACAAUAAAUUAGAAAAGAGUUACUUAAAUCUGUAGAAUUAAUUUAGAGUUGAGUAAUAAAAACAAAUUAUGGAAAAAAAUUUUGCAUCUAAAAAGGAUCUUAUGUCUAAUAGAAGUUAGUAGUCUUUCAAUAGAUUUAGAUCGGAGCUAUCGGAAUAAGAGAUUAAAAUAUAAUUCUAGAGAAAUUAAGAAUUAAUUAGGUCAGAAGUAUAAAAUGAAAGAGAUGAACUAGAUCACCAAAACUAGUAACUCAUAUAAAAAAUAGCAGAAAUCUAAAACUAGAACAGUUAAUUAGAGUAAUAAGUUUAGAACUUAAUAUAAAAUAACAAAAAGUAAUUUGAAGAAAAUGAAAUUCAAAAAAAAGACUUAAUAUCAAAAUUGAAUAUUAUGAUUAAUGAAAAUAGUAAAUUAAUAGAUGCUUAUAAUGAAAGACCAAUGCUAAUUUAAAAAAUUUAGUAACUCUCAUAGUAAAAUCUAGAACAGUUUAAGCAGUUUGGAGAUAAUUCUACUCCAUUUAUAACUCAAUUUAGCAAUAUAGAAAGUAGUGGAUUAUCUCUAUAGCCUCCUUCUUAGUUUAACUCUCCAUAAGAAGAAAUAAAAUGGUACAGACUAAAAUGCAACUAGCUCGAAGUCAAGCUCAAAGUGAAGAGUGAAGAAUGUGCCGAACUUAUCUAUUAGAACAAAUCCCUUAAAAAGUAAGGUAGAGGAAACAACUUAGAAGAAUUAACAAUUAAAAGUAGUUUAUACUAAACUUUUUAGCAAUCACCGAACUCUAAUUUGAUAAAAUAACCAGGAAAAUUUCAUUCAGAAAUGGUAUUAAAUGCAAAUAAAUAAAAUACCAUUUAAGAAGAGAAAGAUAACAGGGGAUUCUGUGAAAAGUUAUGUUAAAAUAAAAAAGAAAGUAGUAGCAACAACAACAUAAAUAAUAAUGACCAUGACAUAAACUCUGAAACAGGUAGAGAAAGUUUAGCAUGUAAUGUAAAGUGCCUUUGA